UCGGGUUUCGUUUGGUGGUUGCUCUUGAUUUAGUGGGUUUAUUCAGACGGAAUUCGAAUUGAUCUAUGCGGUUUUAUGAUUAUACGCAUUUCUAGAUCAUGUUCACUGAAGUAGUUGUGAAUUUUAGGAUUCUUUCAACCAUCUACGUUAAUAUUCAUCUUUGUAAUCUAUGCGUAAAGUGGCUUGAGUUUUAAUUGUUUUCUCUGUUUUAUAUUUUUUAAUUAGGAAUCUGACUUUGCGUCUACAGCAUUUGUUUUGUGGAAACUAUUUAGUGCAUAUGAUUUUGCUAUUUCAUUGAAUAGAGUAGCUUACGUUAUUUUGCUUCCAGGAGUUUUGAUCAUUAUUUCGGAUGAUGAUGCAUGCUGUCUCUCUACCAUUGUCUCAUGAUCUCAAAGUUCACAAGAUCCAUGAACCUUCCGGAUACCAUAACACUGGUGUUGGUAAGAACCGAGUAUCUCUUUCUCACACAGGUCUCUCAUCAUGUUCCACGAGACAAGAUUUUUGGAGUUUCCACCUUCUGGAGAGCUUGAGUGGUUCAGUAGCUCCUGUAUCAUCUAGAUGUAAUGUUUUUGUUUGUCGAUCGGUUUUAUUGCCAGGAGGAAAUGAGGCUCCUAUUCUUAAAGCAGCUGCAAUGGUUUUUACUAGGGCCUCUGAUGCUUUACGUGGAAAUCCUCAGUUGUUCAAACUGAUCCCAGCUGUUGGGAUUCUGGCGUUUGCUACAUGGGGUCUUAGGCCACUGUUGCGACUUGGCUUGGUUGCCCUUUUCGAGAAGGGGACUGAUGCCAACUCAAACAAGAGCAGUACACAUGUUGCGGUGUCAUAUCUUCAGCCUUUGUUGCUCUGGAGUGGUGCAAUUCUUUUAUGCAGAACACUGGACCCGAUAAUUUUGCCUUCGAGUGCCAGUCAGGCUGUUAAGCAACGCCUUCUGAACUUUGCCCGAGCCUUAUCAACAGUGCUGGCAUUUGCCUGCUGUUUAUCAAGCUUGAUUCAACAGGCACAGAAAUUCUUUACAGAGACAAAUAAUUCCAAUGAUGCUAGGAACAUGGGUUUCAGUUUUGCUGGGAAAGCUGUAUACACUGCUGCAUGGGUAGCUGCUGUAUCAUUAUUUAUGGAGCUGUUGGGUUUCUCUACCCAGAAGUGGUUGACAGCCGGAGGUCUUGGGACAGUACUCCUCACACUAGCUGGUCGUGAGAUACUCACGAACUUUCUUUCAAGUAUCAUGAUUCAUGCAACCCGGCCCUUUGUUCUGAACGAAUGGAUUCAAACUAGGAUUGAAGGCUAUGAAGUUUCCGGCACAGUAGAGCAUGUUGGGUGGUGGUCUCCCACAGUUAUAAGAGGUGAUGACCGAGAAGCAGUCCAUAUUCCAAACCACAAGUUCACUGUAAGCGUGGUGAGGAACCUCAGCCAAAAGACUCAUUGGCGAAUAAAAACACAUCUCUGCAUCAGUCAUCUCGACGUCAGCAAGAUUAAUAAUAUCGUGGCUGAUAUGCGCAAGGUUUUGGCUAAAAAUCCUCAAGUGGAGCAGCAAAAAAUACACAGAAGAGUUUUUUUGGAAGAUGUAGAUCCGGAGAACCAGGCCCUCAAGAUCCUAAUAUCCUGCUUUGUCAAGACAUCGCGUUUCGAGGAAUACCUGUGUGUUAAGGAAGCAGUGCUCUUGGAUCUUCUCAGAGUUAUUAGGCAUCACGGUGCUCGUCUUGCAACUCCCAUCCGCACGGUACAGAGAAUGCGUAACGAGGCCGAGGUGGACAGUGCUGCUUUCUCCGACAUCGUUUUCACGCACGCAUCUUCAUCAAUUAACCACCGUCGACUCAUGCUGAUCGAGCCGUCCUACAAAAUCAACAGCAGCGACGAAAAAGCCAAGCCCUCGCCUAACUCGGCGCAAAGAAUCGAAGAAACGGAUUCUGAGGGAGAACAAGAGUCAGCAUCAUCGGAAACAGAAGAGGAAUCAAAGAAAGAUAGACUGAAGACAACAUCCCCGAUUUCGAACUCAAAAGCAGAAGAGAAGGAAAAGGAAGGGGAGGGAGAGUUGAAGAAGGCUGUGGUUUCGCAAGAGAAGAGGGAGGGUGGAAAUGUUACGGCGCUGGAAGAGAACAUUGUUCUCGGGGUUGCGUUGGAGGGUUCAAAGCGUACGCUUCCGAUCGAAGACGAGGAGGAGGAAGCGGCCGAUGAAUCCGAAGAAAUCGGAUUGCGAUCAGAGUGAUAGUCCCAAAAUGAAAGGAAACUGUUUUUGUGUGUGUGUGGAAGUGAGAGAGCGCGGCUCUGUUGGUUUUUUUAGGUGAAGAGCUGAGCGCUCAAUGUCUGUAAAUAUCUUAACCUAUUUAUCUUGAAUGCUUUGAACGAGUUUUUAUGAAAGAAGGCAUUUAUGAAA
Molecule: messenger RNA, 2368 nt
Organism: Tarenaya hassleriana
Lineage: Eukaryota; Viridiplantae; Streptophyta; Magnoliopsida; Brassicales; Cleomaceae
Product: mechanosensitive ion channel protein 3, chloroplastic-like
Exons: 13
Coding region: 350-2200 (616 amino acids)
Biological process (GO): transmembrane transport
Cellular component (GO): membrane
Source: RefSeq, a predicted model, not a curated record